AGAUCAUUUUAGACCCAAGAAUACUGAUCCUGGCCUCAUGGGCCCAUGGAUGCUCCGUGCGAUCGUGCAUUCGUGCUCGUGUCGAGAACCCAAUCCGGUCCACUGAGCCCAACCAUACCGGCGGCUCUCUGUUUCUCGAAUACCCGAUCCUAUCGCAUCGAAUCGAAACUGUUCCGCUCCCACUCCGAUCGGAUUCGGUGGGACGGUGGCAUCUAUGCGCCCGUCGCACCGUCGCUCAAACUGUAUAAACCUGCGCCCGAACACUUCGAGCUCACCCGCAACCUCCUCCGGGAAGCGCGAUCGCCGUCUCGAAGGAGCUGAAAUCCAAGAUUCCAAGCUCUUCUGUCAGUUGAGGGAAGUUGAAGCAAAAGUCUAAGCAAAAAUGUUUUACGGGGGAUAUGCUUACCAUGGCAACUCGUUUGAGCAAACAUACCGUUGUUAUCCAGCAUCGUUUUUUGAUAAGCCACACCUGGAAGGCGGUGAUAAAGUAAUAAUGCCACCUUCUGCCCUUGAUCGUCUUGCUUCCUUGCACAUCGAGUACCCUAUGCUAUUUGAGCUGCACAAUGAUGCAACCCAGCGGAUUUCACACUGUGGUGUUUUGGAGUUUGUUGCAGAAGAAGGCAUGAUCAUCAUGCCCUAUUGGAUGAUGCAAAACAUGCUGCUUCAAGAGGGUGACACUGUCCAUGUAAAAAAUGCGACUCUUCCCAAGGGCACAUAUGUGAAAUUGCAACCUCACACAACUGAUUUUCUGGAUAUUUCAAACCCGAAAGCCAUCUUGGAAAAAACUUUAAGAAAUUUCUCCUGCUUAACCACGGGAGACAGCAUCAUGGUAGCCUACAACAACAAACAAUAUUAUAUUGAUAUUGUUGAAACAAAGCCUGCUUCUGCGGUUAGCAUUAUUGAGACAGACUGUGAAGUGGACUUUGCGCCUCCUCUUGAUUAUAAAGAACCUGAGAAACCACGACAACCAACAGUUCCUGCAAGCAAGGCACCUGCUGAAGAUGGCAACACUGCAGUGGAGGAUGAACCAAAAUUCAAACCAUUUACUGGUUUUGGAAAGCGGUUGGAUGGAAAAGCCUCAAAACUGCAAGCAUCAGAGGUUCCUUCCACUGCACUUUCUGCACCUUCAGAUUCAAACAAAAGAGCAAAUCAGCAAAUCUCAGCACCCGCAGCUUCAGGAGCUAGCAAUUACAGUCGACAGAAAACUGGGAAACUUGUUUUUGGUUCAAGUGCAAGCAACAAUAAGGAACCACAAAAGGCUCCUGCUAAAGAGGAGCAACCCGCAAAGAAGGACGACGAGCUGAGGUUCCAAGCGUUCAGCGGGAAGAGCUACUCAUUGAAACGUUAGCUGCUUCAGUUAACCUUCAAAUUCGCCGCUACUCUUUCGUUUCGUGCAUGGUGGGUGUUCUGGCACCUGGUCACCACCAUGUAGAUAUGAAUUGAAGUAUGUAUAUGCUUAUCUUGAUGGAAACAUGACAGUCUGUUUAUUUAAGCCCAAAAGUUUAAAACAGCGCUAUUGUUCUUA
Molecule: messenger RNA, 1525 nt
Organism: Zea mays
Lineage: Eukaryota; Viridiplantae; Streptophyta; Magnoliopsida; Poales; Poaceae
Exons: 10
Coding region: 383-1348 (321 amino acids)
Biological process (GO): ubiquitin-dependent protein catabolic process; ERAD pathway
Cellular component (GO): VCP-NPL4-UFD1 AAA ATPase complex
Molecular function (GO): polyubiquitin modification-dependent protein binding
Source: RefSeq, a predicted model, not a curated record